AUGUCCAAAGAGGUUCUAGUUAAAUCACUGGCUGGUAUUAAAGUGCUUUCUAAACCUGUCUCCAAUGAGUCAUCAGAAAGCUACACAUUGUCAUCAGAGCAGUUCCAGUUCUACGAAGACAAUGGCUACUUGGUCCUCAAAGAACUUAUCGAUUUUGCAUCAUUAUAUUCUUAUAAACAACGCUUUCUACAAAUUUGUAAAGGUCUUGUACCCACCAGCAUGGCUCACAUAAGAGUUACGAAGGAACCAGAACUGGCCAAGCAAAACCUGAAGCCAGAACAGUGCAUCAAUAAGCUUACAGAUUUCCUUUACGAUGAAGUAUUGAGCACAUAUGGAGAACACCCAGCUCUGUUGUCUGUGGUGUCGCAGUUCAUCGGAGAUGACAUCACCGCAGUCAACAGCAUGUUUAUCAACAAACCUCCUGGAGCCAGCAGACACCCUGGACACCAGGAUUUAUUCUACUUUCCAUUUCGGCCUGCAGAGAAGAUCAUAGCCAGUUGGACGGCAAUAGACCACGUCACCCACGAGAACGGAUGUCUUUAUGUCAUACCAGGGUCACAUAAAGAGAAGAAGCUGUACGAGCACGGAGAUAAACAGAAUGCACUGAAGCACUACCACGGCUUGGACGAAGACAUCCUCGCACCGCUGGAUAAGCAGGUGCACCUGGAAAUGAGCCCUGGAGACACCGUGUUCUUUAACCCUUACCUUGUCCACGGGUCGGGGCCUAAUCGUUCCAAGAACUACCGGAAAGCAAUAUCGUUCCAUUUCGCGAACAGUUCGUGUUACUACAUCGACGUCAAGAACACGGUACAAGAACAUUUGGCCAAAGAAGUGGAAGAGUACUCCAAAACAAAAGGACUUCCAAUUAACUAUACUGACUUUUGGCGGAUGAAGAGCAAACAAAUGAAGGGGAUUCGAUCAAACUUAUAA
Messenger RNA from Arctia plantaginis, 930 nucleotides. NCBI's taxonomy places the organism in Eukaryota, Metazoa, Arthropoda, Insecta, Lepidoptera, Erebidae. The record is from the annotation of a GenBank genome assembly.